This is a messenger RNA of Microsporum canis CBS 113480, 1005 nucleotides long. RefSeq names its product porphobilinogen deaminase. Lineage: Eukaryota; Fungi; Ascomycota; Eurotiomycetes; Onygenales; Arthrodermataceae. The transcript has 2 exons. Gene Ontology annotation, biological process: heme biosynthetic process. The record is from RefSeq and is a predicted model, not a curated record. Bases 1 to 1005 code for a protein of 334 amino acids. Gene Ontology annotation, molecular function: hydroxymethylbilane synthase activity. Gene Ontology annotation, cellular component: cytoplasm.
AUGGCAGAAAUCUCAGGCGCUAAUAGACCAUUGCGAAUUGGCACACGAAGAUCCAAUCUAGCUAUUAUCCAGGCGAAAGCUAUCCAAGAUCAGCUACAGAAGCUUGCACCGGAGCACACUUUUGAAAUUGAAGCUCUCCAUACCAUUGGAGAUAAAGACCAAAAUAGUUCUCUUUAUAAUUUCGGUGCAAAGAAUCUAUGGACGACAGAGUUGGAGGAAUUGCUAACUUCUGGCAAACUAGACGUUGUUGUGCAUUGUCUUAAAGAUAUGCCAACAAAGCUCCCCGACAGUUGUGAUUUAGCUGCCAUUCCUCUCCGCGAUGAUCCCCGUGAUGCUUUGAUUGUCAAGGUUGGUCUACCUUACACAAGCUUACAAUCACUACCCGAAGGUGCUGUUGUUGGUACUUCUUCAGUACGUCGCUCUGCGCAGCUUUGCCGCCUAUUUCCGAAUUUACGUUUUAUCAAUAUACGUGGUAAUGUUGAAACCCGCCUAGCAAAGCUUGAUGAUCCGCAGAGUGAGUAUACCUGCAUAAUAAUGUCUGCUUGUGGGCUUGAACGUGUUGGACUUGGCUAUCGUAUCAACCAACGGAUAGGCUCUAAGGAUGGUGGGAUUCUACACGCAGUUGGUCAAGGUGCAAUUGGCCUCGAGGUUCGGAAAGGAGAUACCAAAAUCCUACAUUUACUGGACCAAUUGGUAGACCACAAAUCUAGCCUUGCAUGCCUUGCCGAGCGUGCUCUGAUGCGUACGCUUGAGGGUGGUUGCAGUGUGCCAAUUGGCGUUGAAACAGAGUGGAUUGGUGACUCGGAGGUUUACCUAACCCUGAGAAUAAGAGGAAUAGUUAUUAGCCUUGACGGUUCCCGAAGUGUUGAAGAUAGCAUUGAUGCGACGGUGUCUACCAAAGAUGAGGCUACCGCGCUCGGACAAGAAUUAGCUGCGCGACUGUUAGAGGCUGGAGCUGCUACAAUUUUGAAAGACAUCAAUAAUAACCGGCCGUCCAAAAACUAA